Lodderomyces margitis is the source of this 1086-nucleotide messenger RNA. RefSeq names its product Zcf38p (gene ZCF38). Lineage: Eukaryota; Fungi; Ascomycota; Pichiomycetes; Serinales; Debaryomycetaceae. The record is from RefSeq and is a predicted model, not a curated record. The coding region runs from base 1 to 1086 and encodes 361 amino acids. Gene Ontology annotation, cellular component: nucleus. Gene Ontology annotation, biological process: DNA-templated transcription. The transcript is spliced from 3 exons. Gene Ontology annotation, molecular function: zinc ion binding; DNA binding.
AUGGCAUUUCUCAGAUCAGACGAAUUCGACCCGACUACAUUCAUCGAACUGCCGCCAAUCACAACACCUCUACAACCAAACCCGGUGGUUCUACUUGCCAUCCUCGCACUUUGUGCCCGUUUACAUAAAACCCUUCCUGACGCACUCAAUGCAUCCCUUGAGUUUGGGUGGCAUGCACGUAAGUUGGUUCUGGCAGAAUUUGACAACCCGUCACUAUCAAAUGUACAAGCGUUGUGCGUGUUAAGCAGCCAUGAAUGGGGAGAGGGAAAUGCAUGUAGAAGCUACAUGUACGUCGGUUUAGCUGCCAGGAUGGCGAUGGUUUUAGGAUUAAACGAAGAACCUACAGGGGCCAAUGAAUUAGAGAAUGAGAGAAACUUUAUAUUUGGAGAAAUUCAAAAGCAGUGUUUUCGCGAUGAAGUUGACAAGGAGGAAAUGGACAGGACCAAAAUAUCAUGCAACGGGUUUAUGAUUUACUUGUUUGAGAUUUGGAGGGAAAUAGGGACUUGGGUUGGUGUAACGGGGUCAAAGUUGGAACCAUUAGCGCCGUGGGAUCCCGACUCUCCAUUUUGCAAAUUAUCCAAAAGGUUGGACAAGUUUGAAAAACAACUUCCUUCCUCGCUCAACUUUUCACACCUCGAGGAACAUAUCAGCUUUGGAUCAGCCGGGGAUUUUGCAUACUUCCAUGGCUUGUUCUUUCUAUGUCGAAUUUUUCUCAACCGGGAGUAUUUCUUUGCCCUGCCCGAUAUUGGUCCACCAGGUUGGUGGAACUCGCUUGCCACCGAGUUGUUUGAUACAUUGAAUAAACUAGAUCUGAUUACAAAGAGGUUAAAACCGUUGAAUCUUAUGGUGAUUGCUCCGUUUACAGGAUUUCAGGUUUUCACAACUGCCGCCACCAGUUUGUACAUUGCUGCUUAUCCUGCCAAAGUUUUGAAACAACAUUUUCCAACACAAUCGCCUGAUAAAUUCAAAUCAAUGGCCAAUGAUUGCAUCAAAACCCUAAACAGCUGGCUGCAAUCGUGGGGGUUGGGCAAAAACUGGAUUGAAACUUUGAAAAAGCUACAAGAGAUAGGAGACAGCAACGGAUGA